Neogale vison (American mink) is the source of this 5239-nucleotide messenger RNA. It is a transcript of the gene TBC1D5, whose product is annotated as TBC1 domain family member 5. Bases 303 to 2756 code for a protein of 817 amino acids. Lineage: Eukaryota; Metazoa; Chordata; Mammalia; Carnivora; Mustelidae. The transcript is spliced from 24 exons. The record is from RefSeq and is a predicted model, not a curated record. Gene Ontology annotation, molecular function: GTPase activator activity. Gene Ontology annotation, biological process: activation of GTPase activity.
CCCGCCCUGUUCUCUUUCUGGUCGGGCCGGGCCCGGCUGGUUCCGCGAGCGCCCGGCAGAGACUGAGGGAGAGAGAGAGAGAAAGAGGAGGGGAGGAGGAGGAGGAUUCAGGGAGUAGGAGCUGGGGAGCCUUUCUGCGCCACAGUUCUUUCUGCUCAAGAAGUUAACUUGGUUUCUUAUGUGGAGAAGUAUAUCUAUUUUAAGAAAAUUUCUAAAGACUUGGUGAAGAUAAGAAAACUAUCAGAAAGGCAGCGGCACCAUUAUCCUGUAGUCACUUUUGGUCACAUUGUCCAGUUCUCAAAAUGUAUCAUUCCUUAUCUGAAACUAGACACCCUCUGCAGCCAGAAGAACAAGAAGUGGGCAUCGAUCCCUUGUCGAAUUACUCAAACAAGACUGGAGGAGAUUCAAAUAAAAAUGGAAGAAGAAGUUCUACUUUAGAUUCUGAUGGGACUUUUAAUUCCUAUAGGAAAGAAUGGGAAGAACUAUUUGUAAACAAUAAUUACUUGGCAACAAUAAGGCAGAAGGGGAUUAAUGGGCAGCUGAGAAGCAGCAGGUUCCGCAGCAUUUGCUGGAAGCUAUUUCUUUGUGUUCUUCCUCAAGAUAAAAGUCAGUGGAUAAGUAGAAUUAAAGAACUAAGAGCAUGGUAUAGCAACGUUAAAGAAAUACACAUCACAAACCCAAGGAAGGUUGUUGGCCAGCAAGAUUUGAUGAUCAAUAAUCCCCUUUCACAGGAUGAAGGGAGUCUGUGGAACAAAUUUUUUCAAGAUAAAGAACUGCGAUCAAUGAUUGAACAAGAUGUCAAAAGAACGUUUCCUGAAAUGCAGUUUUUCCAACAAGAAAAUGUGAGAAAAAUUCUUACAGAUGUUCUUUUCUGUUAUGCUAGAGAAAACGAGCAGUUGCUUUAUAAACAGGGAAUGCACGAGCUGUUAGCGCCUAUAGUCUUUAUCCUCCACUGUGACCACCAAGCUUUUCUUCAUGCCAGUGAGUCUGCCCAACCAAGUGAGGAAAUGAAAACUCUUUUGAACCCUGAGUAUCUGGAACAUGAUGCCUAUGCAAUGUUCUCACAGCUUAUGGAAACUGCUGAACCUUGGUUUUCUACUUUUGAGCAUGAUGGUCAAAAGGGGAAAGAAACACUGAUGACUCCCAUUCCCUUUGCUAGACCACAGGAUUUGGGGCCAACAAUUGCUAUUGUUACUAAAGUCAACCAGAUCCAGGAUCAUCUACUGAAGAAGCAUGAUAUUGAGCUUUAUAUGCACUUGAACAGGCUGGAAAUCGCACCACAGAUAUAUGGGUUACGAUGGGUCCGGCUACUGUUUGGACGAGAGUUCCCCCUGCAGGAUCUUCUGGUGGUCUGGGAUGCCUUGUUUGCGGAUGGCCUCAGCCUGAGUUUAGUUGAUUAUAUCUUCAUAGCCAUGUUACUGUACAUCCGAGAUGCUCUGAUCUCUAGUAACUACCAGACCUGUCUUGGCCUUCUGAUGCAUUACCCACUAAUUGGGGAUGUACACUCAUUGAUUCUUAAGGCUCUGUUCCUUCGAGAUCCAAAGAGAAAUCCAAGACCAGUGACUUACCAAUUCCAUCCAAAUUUAGAUUAUUACAAAGCACGUGGAGCAGACCUCAUGAAUAAAAGCCGGACCAAUGCCAAAGGUGCUCCCCUGAAUAUAAAUAAAGUCUCUAAUAGCCUGAUCAAUUUUGGAAGAAAGUUGAUUUCUCCAGCAAUGACUGCCCCAGGCAGUGCGGGUGGCCCUGUACCAGCAGGUGGUAGUGGCAGCUCUUCCGCUGCUGUGGUUCCCACCAGGACCUUAGCAGAGGUCCCCAGGCAACAUUUGCAGCAGCAGCAGCAGCAGCAGCAGCGACUGAUGAAAUCGGAAAGCAUGCCCGUGCAAUUGAACAAAGGCGAUGUAGUUACAGGAAGCGAUGCUCAGGUUUCUGUUCCUGUCCAGACUCUAACUGACCUCCAAGGACAAAGUUCUAAAACCAUCAGUUCAUCCCCAAGCACGGAAAGUUUGCCUGGAGGAAGAGAAUUCACUGGCUCCCCACCUUCAUCUGCUACUAAAAAGGAUUCCUUUUUUAGCAACAUCUCACGUUCCCGCUCACACAGCAAAACUAUGGGCAGAAAAGAAUCUGAAGAAGAAUUAGAAGCCCAAAUUUCCUUCCUUCAAGGGCAGUUGAAUGACCUGGAUGCCAUGUGCAAAUACUGUGCAAAGGUGAUGGACACUCAUCUUGUAAAUAUUCAAGAUGUGAUAUUACAAGAAAAUUUGGAAAAAGAAGAUCAAAUUCUGGUUUCUUUGGCAGGAUUAAAACAGAUCAAAGACAUUCUAAAAGGCUCCCUGCGUUUCAACCAGAGUCAGCUGGAAGCUGAGGAGAAUGAGCAGAUCACCAUCUCAGAUGACCACUACUGCUCCAGUGGCCAAGGCCAAGACCAGAGCAACCAAAUGCCUGGGGCCACCAAGCAGGCCUCUCCAGAAACACCAGGGAGCGUGGACAGAGGGAGCGCAGAUGACUUCAUCCUGGUCUCCAAGGAAGAUGAGGGAGGCAGUGCCAAGGGGUCCUUCUCAGGCCAUGCCCAGCCUCUUCGCACCCUCCGAAGCACCUCUGGAAGAAGCGAGCCCCUGGUUCGCUCCCCUCUGGUGUUCUCCGACCCUCUGAUGGGCCCUGCCUCAGCUUCCUCCAGCAACCCCAGUUCCAGCCCUGAUGAGGACAGCAGCAACAACAGCAAGGACUCUGGCUUCACCAUUGUGAGCCCCCUGGACAUCUGACCACAGUGCCCCUGGCCUCCUUCUUGGGGACUGGCCACCCCCCCCCAGCAGCCCCUGGGCCCGGCUGAGGCUUCCCCAGUGGAGCCCCCUCUGAAACCAACACUUCUUUCCCAGCAUGCCUGUGGCCUCAGUGCAACCCAUUGAAACCCUCUAGAGAGGGGCAGACGGCCACAGAGUACACAGACGGAUGUUCCCCAAAAUGCAGACAGGGCUUUCAGGGCCCUAUCCCACCCCACCUUUGCUCUGAGGUAGACGGGGGUUAAGUAUCCAGUAUCAUGCUGUCAAAAGAAGACCAAACCACAAUUCGAAUCAUUUUUCUCUAUCCCCUUCUCCCCUUCUCUGUCUCCUCUUCUCUUCUCCUUCUCCCCAUCUAAGAAUUAGGUGUGGCAACUCCAUUAAUUAUAACUAGAAGAAGGAAGAGUUGGUUUCAAAUCUUACCUCCCUCGGAGCAUCAGGCAUAGGAAAAUUGAUAUCAAGAAGGCUUUCUCUCUGGAAGUCUCUCUCUCAGCCUAUUUCAUUCCUCCUUUAGGAAGCCAUACAGCAGAGCCAAAUACAACAGAAUGGACUAGAACUGGUGGAUUCCAGGCUGAAAAAAACCCAUCACUGACCUCUCAGAAAGUUACAGUGACCUUUAGAAACAGGGUCUAAACUUAGAGUUUUUUUCAUUUGUUAAAGAGUAAGUUUCCAAACCUCAGGCCAGAUCAACUCGGACCAUCACUGUCCCUCCUCAGACGAUUGUAUUUCCCCCUUUAGAAUCUUUCAUGACCAGAAAACAAGGUCACAUUAAGCCAGACUUUGCUGCACUGAUUUCAGAAGUCAUAAGAAUAUUACUUCCUUCAAUUGGAAAAUGUGAUCCUGACUGUGGAACAGACAUCUCCCAGAUGGUCUGUUUUCUGGUGUAGUUUCUCUAGUUUCGGCGCUGGAAUACACCGGUCAACCUGUCAACUGAGAAGUAAAGGGAAAAACCCAAGCUCAUUCCCAUCCACAGUCAGGACCUCCCAUUGGCCUUAAAGUAGCAGUCACCGGGUACUUGACCUGGAUUCCCUUCUAGGGGAGCAGGGCUUCCCACAGAACGCUCCAGAAGUCAGGAAUACGUGGGACUUGUGCACAGCCCUUCCCUCGUUGGGAGGGCAGAGGAGCUGCAGGGCCCAGGGUCAGUUGUGCACCACGUCCAAGGCACCACUGCUGGGGUGGGACUGGCCCGGUGCCUUCCUGGGCUUCGGCACACAAUAGAGAUUUCCCCUUUUCAACUGGCAGCUUGUGGAAUCUUGCUGGGCAGAAAGCAUCAUAUGAGCUGUUUCUCUCCUUAAGAAGAAAGGGCCCGGAGAGGCCCCUUUCCCUGUCCUUUGUGUAAUCCAGACUUCUAACAGGAUAGCUGCAGUGUCUGCCCUGCAGUGACAGGUACCCAGGCCUUCCCCUCGGAGGAGGGCAAGGCCUCGGGGCAGUGGAAGCUUUCAUGUGAACCAGUGAAAGACUAGAUGCCGUUUACAGUCCUUCCCGCUGCUCGCCUUGUGUUUCUCUGCAGACUGUGUGACAGUGACCUGAUUCCCCACGUGCUCUCCAAGAAAGCAGUGAUAGCUGGGAGUCAGCUACUGUAGAGGGUUCCAGAUAGCUCUGCAGUUUGUCCUCAGACUCCAACAGGAGAACCUGUGAACACGUGAGCAUGGGAGAGGAGCACCAAGUCUGCUUUUGCUCAGGUGACAGGGUUGUUGGGCCUUCCAUGCUUACUCAGAGUCAAGCUGAUGAGUUCUCCGGCUCCCCCGUGGAGUGGCCUGCUUAGCAUCCCCUGGCAGUGACUCACGGGGUAAGUUACUGCCCUGCGUGGGUCACCUUGACCCCACUUUGUGUGCUCCCAAGGUCCCCAUGCAGUGACUGGCCUUGCAGCUACACACGGUUGCCAUUAUUUUUCCCUCAGAGGACCUGUUCGGGGCGUUGUCAGUGUUUUCAGUUCUAAGAAGUAUGGGGCUGCCCCCGUCAGGGCUCCCAAGACACAAGUAGAAAGGGCCAUGGAGAUGUUUGUCCCCUGGCAGUGGGUCCCAGUCCCCUGCUUUGCCCUGAGAGCUAGAGUCUGAUAGUCCAGCGUCACUGGGCCCACAGUGGCCACCAGACACCCACCUCCCCAACAAGGCUCUAGGCUCCUUGCCUGCAGUUGGCUGGGUGGUCAGCAGUCCUCGAAAACUCCCAGCCCUCCAGCACACAAGGGGCAGGUCCUCCAUUCUGUGCUUCCACGUUGGUGCCACAUGAGAACCAAGGGGGUCUCUCAGAGGCUUUGCUUUGUGGUCCCCAACGAGCCGCUCCCUCCUUGAAAGAAAGUAACAUGAGGGUGUGGGAGUGAGAGGUGGGCAGUGCCGCUCUCAAAUUCCCAUAGUCCGUGGGGUUUGAGGGUUGUUCUUACUCUCUUAAUCUUUUCAAGUGACUUGUUUUUAUUCUUCACAGUUGAGCAUUGUUUGCAUUUUUAUUAGUUAUAGUGCUGUUAAAGAAUG